This is a messenger RNA of Nanorana parkeri, 1566 nucleotides long. Its product is annotated as gastrula zinc finger protein XlCGF26.1-like. The transcript is spliced from 5 exons. Bases 1 to 1566 code for a protein of 521 amino acids. The record is from RefSeq and is a predicted model, not a curated record. Lineage: Eukaryota; Metazoa; Chordata; Amphibia; Anura; Dicroglossidae.
AUGGCGGUCCAUGUAGAGGAUUGCAGGGAACAGAAGACUGUGGUGGGUUGGUGCGGGUUCCUGCACAUAAUUGUCACGCUCGUGGGGCGCUGUUCUCUAAUACGUUAUGACAGCUUCCGCGUGCCUCGAGUGGGCGGGGCUAACAGGCCAUCCUUUACGCCCGUUACAUCCAGGAAGCUCCCGGCCGGCCAUUUAAUAACAACGGCCAGCCAGGAGGUGGUAAUGAAGGCUGAGUGCGGGAAAUCUUUUCAUAAGGAAACCGAAUUUCUUAAGCACCAGAGAAGUCACACAGUUAAGGGUCCUUCUUCAUGUUCAGAGUGUGGGAAAGGUCUUACUGAUAAAAAACAGCUACUAGCACACCAAAAAACUCACACGGGAGAUCAUCGUUUUUCAUGUUCAGAGCGUGAAAAAUGUUUUACUCAGAAAGGAAACCUUAUUCAACACCAGAUAAUUCACACAGGUAAGGGUCCUUUUCCUUGCUCAGAGUGUGGCAAAUGUUUUUCUGUGAAGGGAACCCUUCUUAAACACCAGAGAAGUCACACAGGUGAGCGACCUUUUUGCUGUUCAGAGUGCGGAAAAAGUUUCCCACAAAAAUCCACUCUUCUUUUACACCAGAGAAUGCACACGGGUGAGCGUCCUUAUUCAUGUUCAGAGUGCGGGAAAUCAUUCACUAGGAAAUAUUUUCUUGUUAAGCACCAGGGAAUUCACAUGGGCGAGUAUCCUUAUUUAUGUUCAGAGUGCGGGAAAAGUUUUACUCGGAAGGGAAGCCUUGCCUCACACCUGAGAACUCACACGGGUGAACGUCCUUUUUCAUGUUCAGAGUGCGGGAAAUCAUUCACUUAUAAAGGAUCCCUUGUUCAACACCAGAGAAUUCACACAGGUGAGCAGCCUUUUUGCUGUUCAGAGUGCGGAAAAAGUUUUGCACAGAAAUCCACUCUAAUUUUACACCAGAGAAUUCACACAGGUGAGCGUCCUUAUUUAUGUUCAGAGUGCGGGAAAUCUUUUAUUGAUAAAGGAACCCUUGUUAUGCACCAGAGAAUUCACAAAGGUGAAAAAUCUUAUUCAUGUUCAGAGUGUGGGAAGUGUUUCCCUAAUGAAAAAAGACUUCUUAAACACCAGAGGAAUCACACGGGUGAGGGUCCUUAUUUGUGUUCCGAGUGCGGAAAGUCUUUCGCUGUGAAAUAUUUUCUUGUUAGGCACCAGAGGACUCACACUGGUGAGCGUCCAUAUUCAUGUUCAGAGUGCGGAAAAUCUUUCACUGAGAAACGUUUACUUGUUCAACACCGUAGUGUUCACACAGGAGUGCUUCCUUAUUCAUGUUCGGAGUGUGGGAAAAGUUUUACUUGGAAAGUAGACCUUCGUAAUCACAAUAGAAUUCACACAGGUGAGCGUCCUUAUUCUUGUUCAGAGUGCGGGAAAUCAUUCACUCAGAGACAUUCAUUUGUUAGACAUCAGAGAAUUCACACAGGUGAGCGUCCUUAUUCAUGUUCAGAGUGCGGGAAAUCUUUCACUCAGAGACAACUCUUUGUGAGACACCAGAGAAUUCACACUUCCUUAUCAUGUUGA